UGAUCAUAACAAAAUAUAGUGACAAUGUUUAUUUAUUUGUAGAUCAAUUUAAAUUUGUUGUAACAUAACUUGUAAGAGUUAACUGUUAACCACCACAAAUAUUGAAAUUAAAUUGUUAUAAAUAUAUUGUGCAAUUAAUUAUUAGAUAUUAAUUUGUAUUUUUAAAAUUAACUAUUUAAAUAUACUUAUUAACUGUUGUACAGUGUCAUUAAGAAACACUGUGACCCAACAUGAGUUUAAAGUACAAAUCGCCAUUAAUAAGGUCCAGGAAUACAUCUACCACUUCAGAUAGCUCAUCGCCUUUUCCAAAUGUAGAAUCGUCAUCAAGUCCAAUUAACAAAACAUUAAAGGAUAAUAUUUUGCUGUACGACAACACUCCUCAACAAUCACCUGUCAAACAGAAUUGGCGAGGACGUGGCAGUAGUUCACCGAGGUUCAAUAGUCCAAGAUCCAGAGGGAGAGGAGGAUCACCAUACCAAUGGACUCCCAACAGAUUUAACAACAGCAGCAGUUCAGAUCACAACAAUUCAUAUGGUUAUAUGCCUCGCGAACAAAAUAGUUAUUCCUCAUACAGACCACAAUUUAAUGAAYAUAAUAAUCAAAAUCCUAAUAGUUGUAAAAAAUGGAAUAAUGUUAAUAGUGAUGAAAGCUAUUUUCAUCCAUCAAUGUUGGAAGAUCCGUGGGCAUCAUUGAUAAAUAAUACAGAAGAUAGUCAUUCAAUAUGAAUAAAUAAUAUUAGCUGUAUUACUACCAGUGAUUUUUUAUCUUCGUAUUCAUUAAGUUUAAGUAUUUAGCUAUUGUAUUAUAAAAAG
This is a messenger RNA of Diuraphis noxia (Russian wheat aphid), 812 nucleotides long. RefSeq lists its product as uncharacterized. The record is from RefSeq and is a predicted model, not a curated record. NCBI's taxonomy places the organism in Eukaryota, Metazoa, Arthropoda, Insecta, Hemiptera, Aphididae.